AUGUUGACCUGCGCGCCAAUUGGAUGGUCAAGCUAUGCUCCUUUAAUGCAUUACAAAACAGUGACUCCCUGUAAAAGUGAGGUUGGGAUGUACAAUACUAUAUACGAAAAUGUCUCUAGAAAGUUUCUACCUAAGGACGUUUAUGAUAAUUCUCAGCGAAAAAUUGCCAAAAGAGUGCUCAAGAAACAAAAACGUAUUCACGAAACGCAAAGGCCCAAGCCUGACUUGCGCAUUCGCCGCCAUGUUCGAAACCCUUCGAAUGAUCCAACUUACGCUGCGAAGUCAGACAAUGUGUUUCAUGAGAGACCUUUCUUCCCGCCGAUAAAAAAGAAUCUCCCUAUAACGUCAUAUCUACCAUACACUCCUCAAGAGGUGAAUUCCAUUGUAAAACGAUUGUCUACGUACGAAAAAUACAGAGUUCCAGAGUCACGUGGAUAUCCGAUGCCUUCACCGGAGCCAAGUUGGACAAAAGAAGCCAAAAAAUAUAAUGAAAAUGAUGUUCAGGAGGUUGUAAAUCGUCUGUCGCACUAUAAUCCAGAAUUUCAUCCUCCAGAGUCUCGCGGAUCUGUUAGAACGCACCUACAGUCACGCGGUACCACAGCUGCAACAAGAGUACAAUCCCGCGGAAAGAGUUCACAAGAAAAAACACAGGAUAAUCCCAAAUCGGCGAUAUCUGCAGUUUAA
Molecule: messenger RNA, 684 nt
Organism: Saccostrea cuccullata (small rock oyster)
Lineage: Eukaryota; Metazoa; Mollusca; Bivalvia; Ostreida; Ostreidae
Exons: 1
Coding region: 1-684 (227 amino acids)
Source: RefSeq, a predicted model, not a curated record